Molecule: messenger RNA, 489 nt
Organism: Cryptomeria japonica (Japanese cedar)
Lineage: Eukaryota; Viridiplantae; Streptophyta; Pinopsida; Cupressales; Cupressaceae
Product: B3 domain-containing protein At3g18960-like
Exons: 2
Coding region: 1-489 (162 amino acids)
Molecular function (GO): DNA binding
Source: RefSeq, a predicted model, not a curated record
AUGAAGAAACGGGAGAGUUUUUUAUACCAUGCAGGGAAUGCAGUCAGAAAUGUUACAUUAAACAUGCGCAUUCCUCCAGCAUUCGUUUCGAGGUUUUCAAACGACCCAGAUGAACAUAUGGUGUUGGAAGGCCCAGAUGGGCAGAAAUGGGAUGUACAAUUAUGGGGUUCUAUAAAUCAAUUGGAAUUCCGACAGGGUUGGAAAAAUUAUGUAGAUUUUCAUGGGCUGGAGAUGGGAGAUUUUCUAGUGUUUGACUACAUUUCAAAGUCCUAUUUUAAGGUUAAGAUAUAUGAUAGAACAGCGUGUGAGAAAAAACUCAAUGCUCGUCAUUUUAUGAAUAGCAAUGUUGAUAGCCCUUCUGACAAAGUGGGUAGCUCAAGUCGGCGUUUUUGGUCAAUUAAAAUGAAGUCGCGGAAUGAAAGCUUUGGCCAGCUAUGCCUGCUGGUAGGAUCAAAUUGUCUGCUUUCUGUGCUUAUUAUCAUGUUUUAA